AUGCCAGACCUCCCCCUCCGCAUCCUCACCUACAACAUCAGACACUACACCCCCGCCCCCUUCAAAGGCGAACUCCCCUGGAAAGACCGCGCCCAGCCCCUGAUCAACCAACUCCGCCACAUCACGCACGGCCACGCCGACGCCAUCGUCUGCCUGCAGGAAGUCUUCCACAACCAACUCGACGACAUCGUCGCAGGGAUCAACGCCAACACCUCCGACCCAUGGAGCUACAUCGGCGUCGGCCGCGACGACGGCCACCAAGCGGGCGAGUACUCGCCCAUCUUCUACCGCGCGUCGCAGUGGACGCCCCGGUUCACGAAGACGAUCUGGUUGUCUGAGACACCCGGCGUGCCGUCUAAGGGAUGGGACGCGGACUCGAUCCGACUGGCGACCAUCGCGGUGCUGCAUCACCGCGCCUCGGGACGGAGUGUCCUUGCUGUGAACACGCAUCUCGACGAUCAGGGCAGUCGUGCGCGGGUUGAAGGCGCGCGGCUCAUUCUCCGCACGGUGAGCACAUGCCGUGGUGGUGAAGGGGGCGUAUGCGCGGAGAGUAUCAGUGGGGUGUUUGUCGCUGGGGACAUGAACAGCGAGGAGCACCAGGAGGCGUACGUGGCGUUCACGACGGAGGGUCAGAAAGGCGAAUCGGAGCUGGUGGAUGCGGCCAAGAUGGUGCCGGUGGCGGAGCACCACGGGAAUCGGAUUACUUGGACGGGGUUUGGAAGUGAGGUGGAAGAACCGGCGGUGUUGGACUAUGUGUUUUUGGGGCGAGGGUGGACGGUGGAUGGGUAUGCGGUGUUGGCGAAUGGGUUUGACGAUGGGGUGUUGAUAUCGGAUCAUCGGCCUGUGGUGGUGGAUGUUCACCUGGGAUGAUAUAGCUAUGCUGGAC
Messenger RNA from Aspergillus candidus, 886 nucleotides. RefSeq names its product endonuclease/exonuclease/phosphatase family protein. Bases 1 to 870 code for a protein of 289 amino acids. Gene Ontology annotation, molecular function: 3'-5'-RNA exonuclease activity. The transcript has a single exon. Lineage: Eukaryota; Fungi; Ascomycota; Eurotiomycetes; Eurotiales; Aspergillaceae. The record is from RefSeq and is a predicted model, not a curated record.